Molecule: messenger RNA, 2270 nt
Organism: Misgurnus anguillicaudatus (oriental weatherfish)
Lineage: Eukaryota; Metazoa; Chordata; Actinopteri; Cypriniformes; Cobitidae
Gene: foxb1b
Product: forkhead box B1b
Biological process (GO): cell differentiation; anatomical structure morphogenesis; regulation of transcription by RNA polymerase II
Molecular function (GO): DNA-binding transcription factor activity, RNA polymerase II-specific; RNA polymerase II cis-regulatory region sequence-specific DNA binding
Source: RefSeq, a predicted model, not a curated record
GCAUCUCACAUCCGGACGUCCCGCGCUCUAUUCCCAGGCAGAGAUUAAUUUUAUUGGUUCAAGGGGUCUCGUGAAAGUGGUGAAAACGGUUUUGAAGAUGUCGUGCGCGCGCCCCUCCUUCAGAAAGAUUGUCAUGUGACAGCGCGCAGCCCUGUAAAGAGAUAGAGAAGGAGGACAGACGGUCGGAGACUUUAACACACAGACACAGUAAGAGUCAGAACAUCGCAGAAACUAGGAGAAUACGCUGAAGUUUACUAUAUGUAGCCUUUUGUGCAUAUCGUUUUUUUUACAAUUACUCUUUAAACAAACGUAGACGUUUGCAACAUCGGAAUGAAACGCACUGCAUAACUUGCUCAAAACUUUUUUUACAAGAAUAGACAUGAAGUAGCCUACCUGACAAAUGAAGUCCCCGAAUUUAUCAAGACGUAAAAUUUCCACAUGUGCACUCGGAGUGUUUUCAAGACAUUCUCUCUAAGCUUAAGGUAAUUCGGAAAAUGCCUCGUCCUGGAAGAAACACGUACAGCGAUCAGAAGCCGCCGUAUUCCUACAUUUCUCUAACCGCUAUGGCCAUUCAGAGUUGCCCUGAGAAGAUGCUCCCGCUCAAUGAAAUCUACAAGUUCAUCAUGGACAGAUUUCCUUAUUACCGAGAAAACACGCAGCGCUGGCAAAACUCCUUGCGCCAUAACCUUUCCUUCAACGACUGCUUCAUAAAGAUCCCGCGGAGACCCGACCAGCCAGGGAAAGGCAGUUUCUGGGCUCUGCAUCCCAGGUGCGGUGACAUGUUUGAAAACGGGAGCUUCUUAAGACGCCGCAAGAGAUUCAAAGUGAUGAUCACAUCCGAGCACCUGCAAAAACCCACGGAAGCUGCGCACUACCUCCAGCAACAAGCAAAACUGAGACUGACUGCUUUAGGGACACAUCUACCUCAAAUGACCGGCUACAACUUAAGUGUUUCUCAACCGUCCACCUUCAAACAUCCGUUUGCCAUCGAAAACAUCAUUGCCAGAGAUUACAAAAUGCCAGGAAGUCUUGCUUUCUCCACGAUGCAGACCAUGUCUACGGGUUACCAAAUACACAACCAGCUGAGCACAGCUUGGCCCCACAUGUACAGCAGUAAUGUGAUUGACACGAUGUCCAGUGCCGAGUAUAGUACUGCCUAUGGAGUACCGCUUAAAUCCUUAAGUCACGGCACACAGAGUUUACCGGCGAUCCCUGUACCGAUCAAACCCACUCCAUCAUCGGCUCUCCAUGCGCACCUUCCAGCUUUCCUCUCCGGCACUCCACAGUCCCUGAGCCCGACGUCUCCACAGACAGCGACGAGCCAGAGCAGCCCUGUCACACCGUCCCCGACCUCCUUGAUCCACUCGGUCGCCGUUCACUGUCAGGAGGUCACUUAAAACUUUAGAAAAAAAAGAGACUUUCAUGCAUCAACUACACGACGAAUAAAGGCAAGAAAAGGAAAAUAAAUUUGGCCUGCUUAACCAAAACAAACUCUGAAAGUUUAAACAGACUAUAACAAAUUAUCUGGAGCUAAAUAUUCUGUUAAGUCUGUUUCUCUAAUAUUCAUAAAGUUAGGCUACCUCAUAUUAUUCAUCAUGUUUAUAUAAGAAUCAUUGAAGAGAAAUGCACAAGGAACAAAAAUGAAAAUAAGUGAACAAUCGUCGAGUUCGAAGUUUUGGGCAAUAGUUCAUUACAGGUUUAAUCUGACCCUUACGAAAAUUAACCGUUUGGUUUUAUUAUAUAAAAGUAUAGGAACAUGUUUUUAGUGUAUUGGUUAUCAUUUUUAAAGUCAUUGUUUAUUACAAAAACUAUGGUUGUUGUAACAAAAACAUUAUUUUGUUGUAUAUCUUAAGAUAACUAUACAGUAACCAUGUUUUUUGUGUGUGGUAAAACCAUAGUUAAUUUUCCUAAGGUAAUUUGAUAUUCUUCAUGUAGAUCAUUUUAAAGUUGGGCUUUGUUUGCCUGGGCUCGUCGACGUACAUGGAGUAAAUAGGAUUGCAUGAAUAAGCACAGAUGCUGCGGUGUUUCCAUGUGGCACAGUAAAAAAACAUUGAAAAACUUUUACAAUGCACUUUUGGUGUGAUGUUACAAGAGCUACUGUUCUGUGAAUAAAGCUCAGCCUAACUUAUCCGCUUCGAUGAAAAUAUAUUAUGAAAGCUGUAUAUACGUUUCCUGUAAAUGUUAAUAUGCUCUGUUGUAUUUGCUAGCAUGCUGCUUUUCACGCGUAUGAAAUAAAAUGCAAAAUUUGUCAUUAAACCUCAUUAAGAUUU